AUGUCUCAACGUCGUCCGAAUCUUCAACACUACUGCUGGUGGUGGUUCGCCUUGAUCGCUACAACCUUUCUGAUGAUGAUGAUCCACUCUCAUUCAUCAUUUUCCUCAUUCGGAGGAGGAAUAGUAAAGGCAGAAGAAGUCAUGAUUGAUCUAGAAGGAAAUCCUCAUAUCAAAUCCAACGAUCAGGGAAUGACAAGCCUCUCCACGGUCUAUGAUGCUCUCAAGACUCAUCUCCCCGAACAGACCUUUGCUCAAGUGCGUAGAAUUUUGUAUGGAAAUGAAUGGAAGAGCCUCUCGAUACCUGAACAAGUCCGAUCCUCUGCUGUCAAGAACAAGUUUGAAGUGAGAGCCUAUUCCAUGAUUCAUAAUGUAGCAAGAGAGCAAACACGUCCUCCACGUAUUGUGAGAUUGGGUUUGAUUCAAAAUUCGAUCGGAGCAAAUACGACGGAACCAGUAGAUGUUCAAUACAAGGCAAUUGAAGAGAAGAUUGAGAGAAUGAUUGAUGCUGCUGCUUUGAUGGGAGUGAAUGUGGUUGGAUUGCAAGAAGCAUGGACCAUGCCUUUUGCAUUUUGUACAAGAGAGAAACAGCCAUGGAUGGAAUUUGCUGAGGAAGCAGAAACUGGCAGAAGUACUCUAUUCUUGAGAAGACUUGCUAAAAAGUAUAACAUGGUCAUUGUUUCCCCAAUUUUGGAGAGAGACUCAGAGCACAAUGAUGUCAUCUGGAACACUGCCGUUGUUAUUGGCAAUAGAGGUAACUACAUUGGAAAGGUCAGAAAGAAUCACAUUCCACGUGUAGGAGACUUCAAUGAAGCUACCUACUACUUGGAGGGUAAUUUGGGUCAUCCUGUCUUUGAGACUCAAUUCGGAAGAAUUGGUAUCAAUAUUUGUUAUGGUCGUCACAUUCCACUCAACUGGCAAUCCUACGGAUUGAAUGGUGCUGAAAUUGUUUUCAAUCCAAGUGCACAUUUCACACAAAUUAUGACGGGAAUAUCCACAAAUUAUUUCAAAUCUUUGACGUUCUUGAAAAACAGUGCAACUGUGGGUGCUUUAUCUGAACCAAUGUGGCCAAUCGAAGGAAGAAAUGCUGCCAUUGCGAACAGUUACUUUGUUGCCAGCAUUAACAGAGUUGGAACUGAAUAUUUCCCUAAUGAAUUCACGAGUGCUGAUGGAAAGCCAGCUCACAAAGAUUUUGGACACUUUUAUGGAAGCUCCUAUGUUUCUGCUCCUGACGCAUCUCGAUCACCAGAGUUGACUCGUUUGGGUGAUGGUUUAUUAGUUGCUGAAAUUGAUCUCAAUCUUAACAGACAAGUGAAAGACAAGUGGAUGUUCCAAUCGACCUCUCGAUAUGAAAUGUAUGCUAAGGAAUUGAAUGAAUUUAUCAAACCAACCUUUAAGAGACAAAUCGUGAGAGAUCCAUCCUUGAAUGGCGCUUUUGAAGAGGAAACUCCUGAGCAGUCACUCUAA
Molecule: messenger RNA, 1464 nt
Organism: Naegleria fowleri
Lineage: Eukaryota; Heterolobosea; Eutetramitea; Acrasida; Naegleriidae
Exons: 3
Coding region: 1-1464 (487 amino acids)
Molecular function (GO): beta-ureidopropionase activity
Source: RefSeq, a predicted model, not a curated record